GGAUUACGGCGCAGGCGGUGGACCGCGGCGCGGCUCCCCGGGCUGCAGCCAUUGCGCGGCGGAGCAUCCCGCAUUCAACAGGAGGGACCCGCCGAGGCCGCGCCGAGCCCCCCCGCCCGCCGCAGCCGCAGCCCGAGCGCCAUGGCCAAGGAGGGCGCCGAGAAGGCGGAGGAGACGGAGCAGAUGAUCGAGAAGGAGGCGGCCCGGGAGCCGGCCGAGGGCGGCGGCGGCUCGCAGCGCCGGGGGGACGCCCGCGAGAUGCGCGCCGUGGUGCUGGCCGGCUUCGGGGGGCUCAACAAGCUGCGGGUCACGCGCAAGGCCAUGCCCGAGCCGCAGGACGGCGAGCUCAAGAUCCGCAUCAAAGCCUGUGGCUUAAACUUCAUUGACUUGAUGGUGCGACAAGGGAAUAUCGACAAUCCCCCAAAGACGCCCCUGGUGCCCGGAUUUGAGUGUUCCGGGAUUGUGGAGGCCCUGGGGGAUAGCGUGAAAGGCUAUGAGAUCGGGGACCGAGUCAUGGCAUUUGUCAAUUACAACGCCUGGGCCGAAGUGGUCUGCACCCCCGUGGAGUUCGUCUACAAGAUCCCGGACGACAUGAGCUUCCCCGAGGCUGCUGCCUUUCCCAUGAACUUCGUCACGGCCUACAUGAUGCUCUUUGAAGUGGCCAACCUCCGGGAAGGGAUGUCCGUGCUGGUGCACUCGGCGGGAGGCGGCGUGGGCCAAGCUGUGGCUCAGCUGUGUUCCACCAUUCCCAAUGUGACCGUGUUUGGAACAGCUUCGACGUUCAAGCACGAGGCGAUCAAAGACUCCGUGACCCACCUCUUCGACCGAAACGCAGACUACGUGCAGGAAGUGAAAAGGAUCUCUGCAGAAGGCGUGGACAUUGUUUUGGACUGCCUUUGUGGGGACAACACUGGAAAGGGCCUCAGUCUUCUCAAGCCGCUGGGGACCUACAUCCUCUAUGGUUCAUCCAACAUGGUGACCGGAGAGACCAAGAGCUUUUUUAGCUUCGCAAAAUCCUGGUGGCAGGUGGAGAAGGUCAACCCCAUCAAGCUGUACGAGGAGAACAAGGUCAUUGCCGGCUUUUCCCUUUUAAACCUGCUCUUCAAGCAGGGCCGCGCCGGCCUCAUCCGCGGAGUGGUGGACAGACUCUUGGGGCUGUACAACCAGAAGAAGAUCAAGCCCGUGGUGGACUCGCUGUGGGCCUUGGAGGAGGUAAAGGAGGCCAUGCAGCGGAUUCACGACCGAGGAAACAUCGGAAAGUUAAUUCUGGACGUGGAGAAAACCCCGACACCCCUGAUGGCCAACGACAGCACCGAGACCAGCGAGGCCGGGGAGGAGGAGGAGGACCAUGAGGGUGACAGUGAGAACAAGGAGCGGAUCCCCUUCAUCCAGUGAAGCCCCCGGGGAUGGGGGGAGGAGCCGGCCAGGCGCCCCUCGGGGCCCGCCAGCAAACGCCGUAGUCAGUGUGUGUCGUGUUUGUCUGCAGUCGGCUGAGCUUAACACAGACGCUGUUGAUCAUUGUUGUGUUUUGAAAUUAAGUGCCAACCCCAUCCCAUGCAGUAUUAGGGUCCCUCCCCCACGAAAACCCCCUCCCCUUCCUCCACAUCCUCUUUGGGGUCCUUCGCGACA
Sorex fumeus (smoky shrew) is the source of this 1629-nucleotide messenger RNA. It is a transcript of the gene VAT1L, whose product is annotated as vesicle amine transport 1 like. The transcript is spliced from 9 exons. The record is from RefSeq and is a predicted model, not a curated record. Gene Ontology annotation, molecular function: zinc ion binding; oxidoreductase activity. NCBI's taxonomy places the organism in Eukaryota, Metazoa, Chordata, Mammalia, Eulipotyphla, Soricidae. Bases 142 to 1395 code for a protein of 417 amino acids.